Zootoca vivipara (common lizard) is the source of this 2727-nucleotide messenger RNA. It is a transcript of the gene FAXC, whose product is annotated as failed axon connections homolog, metaxin like GST domain containing. The record is from RefSeq and is a predicted model, not a curated record. Gene Ontology annotation, cellular component: cytoplasm. Lineage: Eukaryota; Metazoa; Chordata; Lepidosauria; Squamata; Lacertidae.
CACCUGAACGCCACCCACGUGACACGGUCCGGUCUAAUGUUGUGAAAGCUGCAGGGAAGGAACGACAGCACCAUUAUGAUGAACCAAUGAAGCAGACCGGGGCGCGCUUUCUCCCUCCAAACCAGCCAUCAAUCCCGCAUCGAUCCCCGCCCUGUUUGUCCCAGAGCUCUCGGCAGACCUGCCCUUUUGCCGCCGCGACCUUCCUCGUCCUCCCUCCAGUCGACGCCACAGUGGGAUGCAGGCUUGGGCAGGAGAGCCAUGACAUCACCCCUCCUGCAUGCAAAGGCACAAAGGCGAGGAGUAGCUGCAGGAGGAGGACGAUGAUGUUGCAGAGCUCGCCAAGGAGACCCGGCGCGGCGGCGGCGGCGGCUGCUGCUCACGCUGCUCUCGCUUUCCUUUUCCUCUUCCUCCUCCGCCUUUAACUAAGCCUCCGGCUCGCCGCCUGCUUCUCCCCCCUGAUGCAGACGCCUGCCCUGGCUGCGCCCGUGCUCGUUGGGGGAACCGGGAUCCAGCGCCGCCCUCACCGCGCAGCAUGCCCUGGGGGGUUGGCUUCGCCUCGUCCAGGUCGUGCGUGGUGGAUCUCAGCCGGAACCAGAGCCUCUGGUGCGCGGGCUCCGACGAGCGCUUCUCCUUUUAUGGGGAGAUCAUCGCUUUCCCUCUGCAGGAUUACGGCGGGGUCAUGGCCGGGCUGGGGUCCGAUUCGUGGUGGAAGAAAACCCUCUAUCUGACCGGGGGAGCCUUGCUCGCCGCCGCCGCCUACCUGCUCCACGAACUCCUGGCCAUCAGGAAAGAGCAAGAGGUUGAUUCAAAAGAUGCUAUUAUACUGCAUCAGUUUUCAAGGCCAAACAAUGGUAUUCCGAGUUUAUCUCCUUUCUGUUUGAAAAUGGAGACUUACUUAAGGAUGGCUGAUUUGCCCUACCAGAACUACUUCGAUGGAAAACUUUCCCCUCAAGGGAAAAUGCCGUGGAUUGAAUACAAUUGCAAAAAAGUGUCCGGCACAGAAUUCAUUAUUGAUUUUCUGGAAGAGAAGCUUGGAGUCAAUUUAAACAAACAUCUUGGCCCGCAUGAAAGAGCUGUUUCUAGAGCUGUUACGAAAAUGGUGGAGGAGCACUUUUACUGGACCUUAGCAUAUUGCCAGUGGGUGGACAAUCUCCAUGAGACUCAGAAGAUGCUUUCCUUUACUGGUCCUUUUAGUGACCUGCUGAAGUGGAUUCUCUGCCAUAUAACAAAAGGAAUAGUGAGGCGGGAAAUGUAUGGCCACGGCAUCGGGCGCUUCUCUGAGGAAGAGAUCUACAAGCUGAUGGAGAAAGACAUGCGCUCUCUGGCGGGUCUUCUGGGUGAUAAGAAGUACAUCAUGGGGCCCAAACUUUCCACUUUAGAUGCUACAGUCUUUGGACACCUAGCACAGGCAAUGUGGACGCUGCCAGGAACUAGGCCGGAGAGACUAAUUAAAGGAGAACUGAUUAACCUUGCUAUGUACUGUGAGAGAAUAAGGAGGAAAUUUUGGCCAGAAUGGCACCAUGAUGAUGACAACACUCUGUAUGAGUCAGAAGAAAGCAGUGAAGCAAGUAAGACUCAGCCAUUGCUGGACUUCAGUUUUUACUCAAGGACAGAAACAUUUGACGAUGAGGGAACCGAGAAUAGUUUUUCGCGAACACCUGACACCGAUUACACGGGACAUUCCCUCUUCGAUUCUGAUGUGGACAUGGAUGACUACACAGAUCACGAACAAUGCAAGUGAUGUGUCUACAAAGCGCUUCUCCAUCUUUUAUCAGAAAUGCCACCACCUCCUGGGAAUCCUGCCAAUUGGCCUAGGUUCUAAAGAGACCCAAAUUGGUUGGGAUGUGAGACAAUGUUGCUUUAUGCCAUUCAUGUGGAUCUUUUCAGCAUUUUUAUUUUUUUUAGAACAUUCCACUGGAUUCUAGAGAAACCAUUUUUAAUUCUGUAUAACAAGGUGGUAUGGUUGACAAGGAAGGUAAUGUGUGGGAAUGAGACCCCCCUUUUUUUAAAAAAGGAAGAACAUUCCAGAAUGAUACGCAGAAACCAUCCAUAGGCCAAAAGGAAGUAUUGAGAAAGGCUGAUGUUUGAGCUACUUUCUUACCAGAAACAGGCUUGGUGGAGGGAAGAAAGAGGGGUCAUUAGGACUCCACAUAGAUCAUGGAAAUGGUUGAAUGGAGUAAACACAGUGAGCAUAGCUGCCAAGUUUUCCCUUUUCUCGCGAGGAAGCCUAUUCAGCAUAAGGGAAAAUCCCUUAAAAAAAGGGAUAACUUGGCAGCUAUGACAGUGAGGGAUUAUAACAUUAUCUCCAUCCUGCCCCUCUAUGUCCUCCAUAAGUUUGGGUGUGUUAAGUGACUGCAUUUCCUCUGGGGAAGGUUCCUCUGGUCCCCAGUUUCACAGAGAAACAGCCAACAGAGACAAAAAUAAUGAGGGGCGGUUGUUUUUGCAUUCAAAAUACCACCAAUUGUUUCCCAUCUGACUCAUCAGCUUGGCAAUUUAUUUAUUUAUAUUGUAACUUUUUGUAAGGGGUCAGUGCACCAAUUUUGCUCUUCAGCCUUAUGGAUAAAGCCCACUGCCAACAUUUCAUCACACAUUUGUGUGACUGAGAAGCAGAAGCCAAGUUCAGGUUAUGCAGAUUGUCAGGGGAUUGUUGCAGCUACUCUCGAGUAAAGACGCUCCAGUCCGCACUGUCUUUAAGAGUUUUAUUGUGCAUACUAUUUACAGUGCAGA